AUGAGGCAACAGCGCGGCGGCGGGGCCGAGGGGGCUGGGAGGGGGGAGCCAUGGACUCUGGCCUACUUGGUGUUCGCCGUCUGCUUCGUGUUCACCCCCAACGAGUUCCGCUCGGCCGGGCUCACCGUGCAGAACCUGCUGGCCGGCUGGCUGGGCAGCGAGGACGUGGCCUUUGUCCACUACCACCUGCGGAGGAGCACCGGCACCAUGCUGGCCCACAGCCUGCUGCCGCUCGGUUAUUACAUUGGCAUGUGCUUUGCAACACCCAAGAAACAGCUUUUUUAUUUUUACCAGGCCCCAGAAGGCUGGAAAAUAUUCUUCUUGCUGGCUGUUCUUGCUCCAACAGUCACUGGUAUCCUGGCAUAUUACUGGUCACGGAACAGCUGGAAUAACCAUCCUUUAGCUCGGACACUUGCCUUUCAUGCUCUUCCACAGUCAGGUUGGCGAGCAGUGGCUUCUUCCAUUAAUACAGAAUUUAGAAGGAUUGACAAGUUUGCUACGGGAGCACCAGGAGCAAGGGUGAUUGUCACGGACACCUGGGUGAUUAAAGUGACAACAUACCGUUUACAUGUUGCCCAACAGCAGGACAUUCAUCUGACAGUGACAGAUUCCAGACAACAUGAACUCUCACCUGAUUCAAACGUGCCCGUGCAAUUCCUCACCAUCCGUGUUGCCAGUAUUAAUCCUUAUGUGAAAGCUUUUGACAUCCGAUUGAACUCCACAGAAUAUGGGGAACUGCGAGAGAAACUUCAUGCUCCUAUCCGUAAUGCAGCUAAUGUUGUGAUCCAUCAAAGUCUCAGUGACUUAUUUCUGGAAACCUUUACAUCGUUGGUGGAAAUUAACCAGAUACACCCUGUUCCCAGCAAUCAGGAGUUGGAGCCAUGUAUAGGGUGUAUGCAGAUGAAUGCAAACAUCAAGCUUGUUAAAAAUUGCCAAGAGCCAAAUGAAGGAGAAUGCCAACAAUGCUACUGUCGUCCUAUGUGGUGCCUGACUUGCAUGGGGAAAUGGUUUGCCAGCCGACAGGAUCAGGAGCACCCAGAGACCUGGCUAUCAAGCCAAGUGCCUUGUCCAACCUGCCGAGCCAAGUUUUGUAUUUUAGAUGUUUGCCUAAUACAAUGAAUAAUAUUUUGGUACAACCUACCUUUUGAAAUUGGAAUGUAUUCACAGCAGGACUAGAUGCAUGCCCCAUUGGAUUUGUUUCUUGCUCUUCUGCUUCUGCGGAGAUAAAAGCUCUGGAGUUUUCUUCUUCAAAGCCCUGAAAAUGGAACCCAAUGUUAUCUUUUCAUUGUCUCCCCACUCCUCAAAAUACAUUUUCCAUUUUUAUUCACUAACAUAGUUAAAAUUUUAGUGUGUUGUGUUUUUUUUUUUUUUUUUUUUUUAACUUUUCAUUUCCAAGCUCUUGAAUUCAUUUUAAAUCAAUAAUAGUGGCCCAUUUGUUUCACUUAUAGGUGAAAUUCUGGUAAACUAUCUGUAUUUUAAGUGCUAUUCUGGUUACAGGUUUAAGCGCAUGUGUUUAAUGAUUCUUAACAUAAGGACUGAUUUUCCUUUAUAAUAAAAUAUACUCAGCAAGUUGCUGUUCUUAAGGACUGUCAGCUCAAAUUGUGACUUGCCUUCAUCUUGAAUCUGUUUGUAAAAUCCAUAUUAACCUUUGUAGGCUUUUCCCAAUACAGACGUCUCAGGGCUAUGUUUUACCCCACACAUCAACUACUAUAGACAUUUAGGAAAUUAUGUUCCCAAAGUUGCCUGACUUCUGCAGGGGGCUUAGCACAUAGAAUAGAAAAUAAGUUGUUUCAAGAUAUAUUUAGUAUAUAAGGAAGGGCAUUAAAGAGGGGUCAUCAAUUGAGUUUAUUAAUCUGAAGUGCUCUGGUGCUGUGUACAACAUCGAAUAGCUAAAGCUAUUCUUUUCCUCAGAUGACACUGUUUGGCAUCUCAACACUCUCUAGCUGGUGCUACUGUUAAGCAUGACUGUAAGGCUUUUUUUAUAUUACCUUGGGCCAUGGACCUAAGUUGUGCAACUUUAGGUCCAUGUACUUAGGUCCACUUACUAUAGUAUCUUCACAACAUUAAGUCAACAGAUGACGCUCUCCAGUAGACUCUGCCUAUCCUUUUCAUUUUUGUAGAGUAUCAGAGUUGAUGGGAGAGUGCUCGGUUGAUUUAUUGCAUUGACACGAUAAAUCAACCCCCACUGGAUCAAUCAUUGCCCGUCAAUCCAGCAGAUAAUGAAGACAUGCCCUUUAGAAGAAAAGUAGCAAGCAUCUCAAUUAUCUGAGUAAUCCAAAAUAAUGUUCUGCUAUGUAAAAAUCUGUAGCUUCAUCCUAAGCAACUGCCUAUCCAAAUGAAUGGGAUGUCAGUAAUUACGUAAGUACGUGCAGUCAUGCUGGCUAAAAGUAGGACCAGUAUUAGUGAAAGCGGUUUGGUUUGAUUUUCGCUUUAUUUUGAAGCCUGAUCAUAAACAGUUACCACUACGUAAACAGUUACCACUACGUUAACAGUAACAAGAGAAUUUCAUAGGAUCAUAGAACACUAGAACCGGAAGGGACCUCAAGAGGUCAUCGAGUCCAGUCCCCUGCUCUCGCGGCAGGAUUAAGCACCAUUCUAGACCAUCUCUGAUAGAUGUCUGUCUAACCUGCUCUUAAAUAUCUCCAGAGAUGGAGAUUCCACAACCUACCUAAGCAAUUUAUUCCAGUAUU
Molecule: messenger RNA, 2690 nt
Organism: Pelodiscus sinensis (Chinese soft-shelled turtle)
Lineage: Eukaryota; Metazoa; Chordata; Testudines; Trionychidae
Source: RefSeq, a predicted model, not a curated record